Messenger RNA from Zingiber officinale, 1371 nucleotides. RefSeq names its product auxin-responsive protein IAA17-like. Gene Ontology annotation, biological process: regulation of DNA-templated transcription. The record is from RefSeq and is a predicted model, not a curated record. Gene Ontology annotation, molecular function: protein binding. Gene Ontology annotation, cellular component: nucleus. NCBI's taxonomy places the organism in Eukaryota, Viridiplantae, Streptophyta, Magnoliopsida, Zingiberales, Zingiberaceae. The transcript has 5 exons. The coding region runs from base 124 to 1047 and encodes 307 amino acids.
AUGAUCCUUCUCACACUCGCACGCACUACUCUCUCCGCUAUGCUCGCUUCGUGCUCUCUCGCUCUCUCAUUUUCUCUCAAGUUCGCCGCUUGAAUCCUCGCCGGCUCUCCUUGCCGGAGGCUGAUGUCACCGCCUCUUGAGCAUAACUACAUAGGCCUUUCGGAACUCCAGCCAUCCGCGGCGGUAGCCACCGCGGGGGAUGGGGUCCUCAACUUGAAGGAGACGGAGCUGAGGUUGGGUCCGCCCGGGUCCGAGUCCCCCGACCGGAAGGACUUUGUCGGAGGUCUCACCACCCCGGGACUCCUCUCCAAGCCCUUCGUACCCGGCGCCAAGCGAGGGUUCUCCGACGCCAUGAACGGGGCCGGGAAGUGGGGACUUAUCGCAGGCGGGAUCGGAUUCGAGGUGGAUGCUGGAAAAGGAUGCGCCUUCUUCUCCUCCAUGGGGGAGAAAGGAGGCGGAAAGCUGCCCGGACUGGGGAAUGCGGCCAAGGACACGGUGUCGAAGGCGGUGGCGCUGGAGAAGAAGGACGCCAUCCAGGUUGAGAAUUCCGCUGGAAGUGAGCGUGGCGUCGCCCCCGCUGCAAAGGCACAGGUUGUAGGUUGGCCACCAAUACGUAGUUACCGAAAGAACAGUAUGGCUACAAAUCCAUCAAAGAACAAAGAAGAUACUGAAGGAAAACAAGGCUUGGGAUGCCUUUACGUGAAGGUUAGCAUGGAUGGAGCACCAUACCUUAGGAAAGUUGAUCUGAAACUGUAUAGCAACUAUAAGGAAUUUUCAUCAGCACUUGAGCAGAUGUUUAGUGGCUUCACCAUCGGCCAAUAUGAUUCUCAUGCGGUACCAGGACAAGAUGGAUUAACUGAGAGCAAGUUGACUGAUAUUUUGAGUGAAUCGGAAUAUGUCCUCACAUAUGAGGACAAAGAUGGUGAUUGGAUGCUUGUUGGGGAUGUGCCAUGGGAGAUGUUCUCUGGCUCUUGCAGAAGGUUGAGGAUAAUGAAGGGUUCAGAUGCAAUUGGACUUGGUGAGCAUAAAUUCUCCAAGGCCAUAUGAGAAAUGCAAGAACUAAGGGCAAAUGACAACUUUUUCAUGAAAGCAAAUGUGAACCAGACGAUAUCACUAGGCCCUGACUGCGAUUGAAAGGUUUAACAAGGUUCUUGGUAAAUUGGCUGCAUUUCUAGUGAAUUAUCUACUUUACUCUCUGUUUACAUGUAUUUAAGACUCGGUUAGCUAAGAUUUUCUAGUGACUAAGCUGUCUGUGAAUGUGUAUUCAGUGUUUGUAUGUGUUCUUAGCUUGCUACUGCAUCUGUAAACACUAGGCUUGCUGUUUGGAACUGCUAUAUCAUAUAUGCUCUUGUUUGAGAAUGCUGUUCAAAA